Messenger RNA from Astrephomene gubernaculifera, 3867 nucleotides. The record is from the annotation of a GenBank genome assembly. Lineage: Eukaryota; Viridiplantae; Chlorophyta; Chlorophyceae; Chlamydomonadales; Astrephomenaceae.
UUUAGAUGCAACUUUGCCAAACAUAACUGCUGUCUCCUCCAACUUUUUGCGCAAAGCAUGCAAGAUGACGUAGGUAAUGUUUCCGAGUUAUGUUAGCUGGCUAGGAUACAAGCAAACUUUGCUCCGCACAGAACCGGAUGGUGACCGUGGGCACACAGCCCCCCAUUUUUGGUGUAUCUGCAUCGUAUGGUAGUUUGCUAGCUCUUGGUGCAGCACCCAUGGCUUCUGGUCGCAAGCGGACAAAGGCCGACGUGUGCGACGCCUUUUUGGCCCUUCUCGCUGAGCGGGGUGACGUGGAGCUGGACGCAGCGCUUGUGGAGGGCAUACGCCAGCAUUUUGAAAGGUUGCCAACACGUUACGCUCUGGACGUCAACGUAGAUGGCCUUGACGUGUUAAGCCAUAAACGGCUCCUCGAUGAGGCCAGAGCGGACCCCACCACGGUAUCUUUUGCUGUGCGGCCGGUGGAGAUUAUAGCUCCUCGACCAGAGCCAGUGUCUUCCCCACAUGAGCUCACGCGCGCCAACUCAAAGAAGCUGGGGCUUUGCCGCCCAGCGUUUGGCUCAUCACCCAACCUUCAAGCGCUGGCGCUCGAAGUUGGGGAGCGAGCCGAGGCCCACGAGGCCGAGCCCGCGGUAGCUGGGCCCGGCAGAUCAGGAGAGGAAUACCCUGUGUUCUAUGAGAUCACAAUAGCAUCGGUUGACCAGCCGAAGCUGCUCAGCCGGCUCUCGGAGGCCCUGGGGGAUCUGGGGCUAAAUAUACGAGAGGCGCACGCGUUCAACACGAACGAUGGCUUCUCUUUAGACGUGUUCGUUGUGGACCAAUGGCAACCGCAGCCGGGACAAAACCUGGAGGAGCUUUUGGGGCAGCGGCUCUUGCAGAUGCCGCCCCCUCCGCCCAAGGGUGCCCCACCCCAGCAGGUGGCAGCAGCGUGUACGCCUAUGCUCCGGUUACCGGCGGAGCCGCCCCCGAACUUGUUGCAGGGCGCGGGGCCCCGGCCGGACUCCCCCGCGGUGGACGACUGGGAGAUCGACAUCACGCAGCUGCACAUCGAGGCGAAGAUCGCGUCGGGGGCGUUUAGCAACCUGUACAAGGGCACCUACUGCGGGCAGGAGGUGGCGGUGAAAAUCCUGAAGGACGUGCAGGACGACUCGUCGCAGUACCAGGAGUUCCUGCAGGAGGUGGCCAUCAUGCGGAAAGUAAGACACAAGAACGUGGUGCAGUUCAUCGGGGCAUGCACGCGGAAACCCAACCUCUGCAUCGUCUUCGAGUACAUGUCGGGCGGCAGCGUCUACGACUACAUCCGGCGGGAAGGGCAGCUGAAGCUGUCUGCCAUCCUGAAGCUGGCUGCUGACGUGGCUCGCGGCAUGGACUACCUGCACCAGCGCAAGAUCAUCCACCGCGACCUCAAGGCCGCCAACCUGCUCAUGGACGACAACGCCAUUGUCAAGAUCGCGGACUUCGGCGUGGCGCGGGUGAUUGAGAGCACGGGGCACAUGACGGCGGAGACGGGGACGUACCGCUGGAUGGCGCCCGAGGUGAUCGAGCACAAGCCGUACGACGAGAAGGCGGACGUGUUCUCGUUCGGCAUUGUGCUGUGGGAGCUGCUUACGUGCAAGGUGCCGUACUCGGACAUGACGCCGCUCCAAGCGGCGGUAGGUGUCGUACAAAAGGGGUUAAGGCCCGGCAUUCCGCCCAACUGCCCCAGCCCGCUGGCUGAGCUCAUGGAGGCCUGCUGGGGGGGCAACCCGGCGGCGCGGCCGAGCUUCCGGGACCUCCACCCGCGGCUCCAACAGCUCUGCGCGCUCGCGCUGGAAGAGGAAAAGCGGCAGCAGGAGGCAAAGCCGGCCUCCAAACAAGGGCUACUCUCCAAGCUGCGAGGCAAAUAAUGAGCAUUUAUCCUUCGCGGCUUGGGGCGGUGGUGUUAUAGUUCAGGCGCAGCAGCGGUAGCAGCAAAAGCGGCAGGAGCAGCUCAAUGUUGGCCUGUGGAUGGCUUUCAGUUUGCCCCCACUGUGGAGAGCCGCACGUGCAGUGGUACAUGCAGGUAUUUGGCGCUUGCAUGGCAUCCAGCUGUGCCGAGGCUGUCUUGCUGCAGCCAAGAUUCGCUGCUGCAGCUGCCGCUGCGGUUGCUGGUGCUGCUGCCUUGGAUGGCGGGUUGCGCUGUGCAUAAGUCUGGAGUCGUCGUUGCUGGGCUAGUCGUCAUGCACGCAUGGAGUGCCCCAUGGCUCGGUGCUGUCACAUGGCUCGGAGCUUUCCAGAGGCGUCCUCCCCCUUCGCCUCCUGGGUUGCAUGUGCCGUACGGCCGUACGCAGAGUUACAGGCGCUGCGCCGCAGCCUAGGCGGCUGUCCGCUGUGUGGGGCUCACGCGGUCCUACAAUCUCCAUCUGCAUGCGCCCCUAAAGUGCAAAGGGACCUUGCUGCGUGUGUGUAAGGGUGUUUUCCCUGCUGCUGCUGGACGCGAGGGUCUCCAACAGCCCCCACUGGCUCCGGGGUUCUCUUGUCUCUUGAGCGGCUUCAGUGGUUAUCAUCUUCCAAGUUUUGUGCUCUCCAAAACAUCUAUUUGGUAUUCAGUUGUUAGUCACCGUGAGUGUCUCUUGACAGGCCAUCUGGCUUUCCUGGUGUGAGGCAUGUUCGCUUGGGGCCUGGUAGCGAAGGUUAGGGACCUUUACAGGGCUGCACGUUACAGAGCAACGGAGGCUAGCCGGGUUUGUGAUUGGGAUGGUAACAGCAGUAGCAGCAGUCUGGGCUCCAAGUCGGCAUGCAUCAACAGUAAAGUUCUUUCUUUUGUUACAAACACAAUGCACUGCAUGAAUGCACGAUGGGGUAAAUGCGGAAAUGACGGGCCCCUUGCACGCCUUUGGUUGGCACCGCCAAAGGCCGCAUGUCUUGACGUCGGUGCGCAGUUUUGCUUUUGUUGGUUUGUAUUGUUGCCUAAAUGUGUGUAGUGUAUGGCGGCGGUGGCGGCGGCGAUUUACAUCUUUUGGUGGCGUAUUGUGCUGCUGCUUCCUCUAAUAUAGCGGCGGAAUCAGAUACGGCAUGGUACGGGCCACAUGUCAGGGCUAACCCUACCCCUGAAACAAGUUUCGUGGCCGUUUGAUUCCGCGGUACAGCGACGGUUUCCCUUGCCGUGGCGCGAAAGGAGUCGGUGGUAUGCAGUUCGCGUUUAUGGAAUGGCAGGGCUGGCACGACGGUGGGUAAUUACAAUUCUCUGUGGUGCGGUUGCGUUUCUUCAAGUGGAGUCGCAGCGACUAAGGAAGAGAACGUACGCGCAAAGUAAGCGCACUGAGCUGAUGGUGUGUUCGGAGUGCAUAUUGGAGCGUGUGGGUUGAUGGCUACUACAUCAGUCCACACUUGUGGGGUGGUACAUACGGGGCUACUGAGAGAGGUGGGGGGCACGCAACCUACUUGCACGCUAUGCUACUCCGCCAACAUUCAUCAGGAUUAGAGGCUGAGCAUAGCGUAGCACGGACCUAUGGCUGCCUGGAAGCAGUCAUCUGGGGGUCGGACACAGCUGUAGUCAACUUGGUGACGUGGUGCGCUGUCUUGCAGCUGGAAGCCAAGGAUACGGGUCUUCGGUGUUGCAAAGGCUGCAAGUUCGCUUAAGCAGUUGAUGCAAUUGAGUGGCUCGAUGCCCUGUUGGUGCAUCUCACAACGUUCUCUGCAAGGGAAAUAAGUCUUGUUGUCACAGCUUGACAUCGACCAAGUUGUACUGGAUCGUUCAGCUGUGGCACGACUGCUACAGUUAUCCAUUAUAGUUCCAUGCGUUACUCUCUUCUCUUACACUGGUCGUGGGUAUGUACAACCGCUUACAACACGAGCAAAACUAGCAGGAUAAGCUACGCCUGUUGUGCCUACUGGCACCGACACACC